CGCCUUUCUGCAGACCGCGAGCUACCCACACACACACCGCUUGCAGCGUCCCGCCCUUUCUUACUUUUUGUUAGCCCAGCAGCCAGGUACCUCGUACAUCGACUUCAUUGACUCGUGGUCAUCUGAUUCGCAGCAUUCUUGGAGUAACAUCCCAAGACGUUCCAGCCACAUCCUCACUCGCUUGACAAGGCUUACCUUACAUUGGCGAUCGACCAUGACACUCCGUGAGUCCAUUAGCCUAGCCGUUUUACUACCUUCUCCCUCUACUUGCUCAUUCGCCCAAUUCGUCACGAGCGCAGUAGACUGCUUUUUGUUUCCUCUUCUUGUCAUCUUUGCAAGACUGUAUUCUUCGGAGUAUGGUGUUCAGCACCCGAUAUCAUCCCACACCGAGCCGAAGACCAAUGCGCACUUGUAGCUAAUCAAGCGCGCGAUAUAGCAUUCCUCGAGUUCAGAGAGGCAGUUCGCCGCGCCACGAUGCCCACGAAGCACCACACCCAUGGCGGUCGAAAUGGAGAUGCAAAUGAGAGAACCCCGCUAGUUAGUACUUCGGAUAACGGCAAUGGCCAUAACCAUGAACACAGUCCGACAUACAAGUUCUUCCUCGAUACGCAGGAAACGCCUGGAUUGGGCAGCCAGAAGCCGUGGGUCAAGUGGCCGGCGCACGUUUGGCAUACCACCAAGACCACCUUGUUGAGCAGUUAUGUCAACAUUCUCUUGGUCUUCGUGCCUAUCGGCAUUGUCGCUGGUGUCACGAAGUGGGAUCCCGUCACUGUCUUCAUCCUCAACUUCCUUGCUAUCAUCCCUCUGGCGGCAGUGCUUUCCUUUGCGACGGAAGAGAUCUCGGUGAACCUCGGCGACGCUUUGGGUGGCUUGCUGAACGCGACUUUUGGAAAUGCGGUUGAGUUGAUCGUCAGCAUUAUUGCCUUGAUGGCCGAAGAGUAUGACGUCGUCAAAUCAUCCAUGAUUGGUUCUAUCUUGUCGAACUUGCUGCUUGUUAUGGGCAUGUGCUUUUUGUUCGGGGGCAUUGCCAACAUGCGAGAUCAGAAUGGUGUCGGGAUGGAACAAACUUUUGCCUCCAUAACGGCUCAGACCACGUGCUCCCUGAUGACACUUGCCGCUGCUUCCAUGAUCAUUCCUGGAGCUUUGUCCAUGGUCCUGAAUUCCACUGAAGGCGACGAGGCCGUCAGGGAGAGGACGAUCAUCAACCUUUCUCGAGGAACGGCAAUCAUUUUACUCCUCAUCUACGUUCUCUACCUUUGGUUCCAGCUGAGGACGCAUCACAACCUGUUCAGCGCAGAUUCACAAGAAGCGGAAGAAGCGGACGAAUCGCAAGUGAACGGCGUUGAGCCGGAGUCUCGCGAGUCCGAGGUAGCGGAACACAUGAGCCCUUGGUCUGCCGCCGUUGUGUUGAUUGUGGUGACCGUCAUGGUCUCGGUGUGCGCCGACUACCUGGUCAAUAGUAUUGAUGCUCUUGUGGAACGAGCCCACAUCAGUCGCAACUUUGUCGGUCUAAUUUUGAUUCCCAUCGUGGGCAACGCUGCAGAGCACGUUACCGCCGUGGUCGUGGCGAUCAAGAACAAGAUGGAUCUGGCUAUGGGAGUCGCUAUUGGCUCAAGCAUCCAGAUCGCUCUCUUCGUCACCCCUUUCUUGGUUGUGCUCGGCUGGGUGAUAGACUUGCCCAUGACACUGAAGUUCGAGACUUUCGAGACUGUGGCUUUUGCCCUAUCGGUUCUGGUAGUCACCUACACCGUACAAGACGGCAAAUCAAACUACCUGGAAGGCGCAAUGUUGAUGUCACUCUACAUUAUCAUUGCUGUGGCCUUUUUCGUCACCCCCAGUGAAUCCUUCGGCAAGAGCAAUUAAAAGUCACACUCGUGUCGGAAAUUAACGUUCUACCGCUUGCCAUCGUGUUUGCAUGAGUCAGAAUUGUCAAGGCGGAAACUUCUAGCGCGCAAACUAUUUUGACGCCAAAGUCGCUUCACAGGCCAGAAAAAUUGUAUUGGGCAAAAGAUUCAUACGGAGGCUUGGUAUGCUUGAUUUAUGGAGUUAAAUCGGAGGCGGUCGUCAUCACCGCAGUGUUUCAU
Pseudomassariella vexata is the source of this 2084-nucleotide messenger RNA. RefSeq names its product Sodium/calcium exchanger protein-domain-containing protein. The record is from RefSeq and is a predicted model, not a curated record. Gene Ontology annotation, biological process: intracellular calcium ion homeostasis; calcium ion transmembrane transport. NCBI's taxonomy places the organism in Eukaryota, Fungi, Ascomycota, Sordariomycetes, Amphisphaeriales, Pseudomassariaceae. The transcript has 7 exons. Gene Ontology annotation, cellular component: fungal-type vacuole membrane. Gene Ontology annotation, molecular function: calcium:proton antiporter activity. The coding region runs from base 475 to 1863 and encodes 462 amino acids.